AGCAGUGGUGGCAGCAGUGCACACGGAUGGAUUCGACAAUCUGGUAACCUAUAAGCCUGUCAUCAGUUCAGUAUCAGACUAUAAUCAGUCAUUAAUUUUUUUUUCAUUUAAAAAUAAUCAAGAAUAAACUAUUGUUAAUAGCAUAAGCGAACACUUACAGUAAAAGUUGCACGAAAGAUGAUGCAAAGAAUGUAAUGCUGCUCCCGCUAUUCGAAUAUCAACAUUUAAUUAAACAAAUACAAAUAUGAAGGGAUGGUUUGAUGCGUUUCGCAACGAUGGCGGGCCGACGCUAUAUAGCUACAGCAAUCGUACAUCGGUUACUGGGGAUAUUAGUUUGAUUACCAUUUUUGUGUUGUUUGGUACUGUUUUUAUAGCAUUUCUUCUUAUAUUUCCUGGUAUUCGUAAAGAGAGAUUAACAACUUUCCUGACAGUGACUUUAGUAGUUUUCGUAGGCAUGACCAUCAAAGUUGCCCUGCGUGGUUCAACAUGGCAUAUAAGUACGUCUACUAUCAUGAGUUCUUACAGUGCUUUUUCGAAGCAGAGAAUUGCUGCCGAAAUUGGUGGAUACAUCGGUCUUAUGCAUAUAAAUAUUACAUACAGAGUGUUACCUGAAAGUAUGAAUAUCGGGGAUGUAGAGUAUAAUGAAAGAUUUUUUUGGAGAAAACCUCAUGAAAUGGUAAAACAUUUUAAAGAUGCGCUAUACCGAGGCACUCCUUUCCCCAUUGUUUCGCUUGCUGAAUACUUUAGUCUCCAUCAAGAAGGUUUUUCCUGGGGCGUCAAAUAUCGCGUUGCAGGUUACUAUGCAUCAGUUAUGCUUUGGGUUUCUUUAGCAUUCUGGUCAAUGACAAAUCUACUAUUGGUGAUGGUCCCAAGAUACGGAGCUUAUGGUAUGAUUUUGACGGGUCUCUGUAUGCUUUUUACUAAUCUUACAUAUUGGUUACUUCUGCCUUAUGAUCCACUUGUCGCUUAUGUCGAUGGCUCUAUUUUAAUUUUCAAUUUCGGUUGGAAUUAUUGGUUGGUUUUAACUGCUGGAGUUGCAUACCUAUUUGCUGGAAUCGUUAUUACAGUAAUAGACAUGAUGUUUCCGCAUUCAUUUUCAACCAUCAUGGAAGUUGAUUACGACACACCAUAUGAUAGGCAUGUUAUCAUAGAGGAAAGUUUUGAUACUCGUAGUAAAAUUAAUAGGAUUGAAGAUUCUUUUAACGAUCCAUUUAUAAGCCAAGUAUCUUCGCAAUUGAUAAAUGAAAGCAAAGCAAUUGUAAACCAAGGUUGUAUUAAAAAUCUAUUUGGUAUUCAAGACAACUUAAGCAAAAGUAAUUGGACUUACCCAUUCCCGCAAAAACCGCGAUGACUUGUUUGAUAUUUAAGUUGAUCUUUGUUCUUUAUAUAUUUACAUUUAUUUAACCAAUGGAAUUUAAUGAAUAAAAUAUA
Ceratosolen solmsi marchali is the source of this 1431-nucleotide messenger RNA. RefSeq names its product dual oxidase maturation factor 1 mol (gene mol). Lineage: Eukaryota; Metazoa; Arthropoda; Insecta; Hymenoptera; Agaonidae. The record is from RefSeq and is a predicted model, not a curated record. Bases 245 to 1351 code for a protein of 368 amino acids. Gene Ontology annotation, cellular component: endoplasmic reticulum membrane. Gene Ontology annotation, biological process: protein transport. The transcript has 8 exons.